Messenger RNA from Phaedon cochleariae (mustard beetle), 1098 nucleotides. The record is from the annotation of a GenBank genome assembly. NCBI's taxonomy places the organism in Eukaryota, Metazoa, Arthropoda, Insecta, Coleoptera, Chrysomelidae.
GCUCGAACUCUAGCGAGCCUCUUUAUCGACCUGCAGGCAGCCAGUUGUCUUUUGUCUCUCGUGUAUAGUGGGCGCUGCUAUUCUCGUUUGUUCAUAGGAAAAUUGACAGCUGUUUGCUGUUUGAGCUGUGUCACUUGUCAGUGUAGUGUGCACAGUUAGAAAAACGUAAACAAUGGCAAGCAUAACAAUCGAAAAAACAAAAUACGAAUGUGCACAACUUCCUAAAAGAUAUCAGAAUCAAAACCAGCGGGAAGAUGUUCUUCGUAAAACUGGUUUAACAGUGGGCAAAGUGGAUUUGUAUUAUGGUAGAGGUGUCAGAAACGAUGGAUCCUUGGUACCUCCAAUUCGCCAAACAGCUAGCAUUUUCAAACAGCCUGUUACUGUUUUCAAAACACAGGAAAGCAAGGUAAAGACUGACUAUAAGAAUGGUAAUCAAGAAAAACCCAAACAGCUCAUGUGGGAGAAGCGGCUAGAAGGACUUCGUGCUUGUGAUAUAGAUGGCUUCGAAUUCAAUGGAAUGGAGCUUCCAAAAGGUUUGAAAGCAGUGGGGCCCAAUGUGAGAGAAGAUACCAUUAUACAGAGUGUGGCUACUGCUUUACAUGUUUCUGCACAACCUGUUACAGGGCAGACUAGUACAAAAACUUUGCUAGAUAAGAAUCCAGGAGUCUUCUUGGACCCAAAGCAACCCUUAGUUCAUGCUUUGAGCAUUUCAGAUGAUGAUAUAAAAAGACAGGAAGAAAGGGUAGCAAUUGCCAGAAGAAAAUUACAGGAAGCUUUGAGAAUGUAGACUGUGAUAAUUUAUGAAAGUGAAAUAGGUUCUAGACUUUUCUGAAGAUUAUGUAAGUGGAAUAGGUUCUCCAUGUUUCUGAAGAACUUUUCUGUAAUUGAAAAAUUAUUAAGGCGAUUUUCUCCCAUGUAUAUCAAUUUUUAUGUGUUUUAUUAUUGACCAAUGUUUAAAAUGUUAACGAUUUUGAGUAAAUUUAUAAUUUAUAUGGGAUUUAUGUGUGUAGGAUAUAAAUCCUGACAUUGUUUUGUAUCAAGGUCAGAGUUUUCAGAUCAACUUUGCAUCUGUGAUUAAAGUAAAUAAAUCAAUCUACC